GCGCAACAUGGCGGCGCUGCUGCUCAGAGGGCUGCGUUUCGGGGGAGUCCUGCGGGGGAUUCGAACCGGGAUAGCACCACCCCGGCGCGGGUUCCGACCCAACCCCCCGCCGCUGCGGCGGGCGCAGGACGAGUCCACGCCCGGCAAAGUAGCGGCGCCCACAUCUGGGUCUAGACCCGAACCGGUAGUGGUUACGUCUGGGUCUGCGCCGGAACAGGAUGUGCUCAAAUCCGCGACGACACCGGAGCCGGAAGUGCCUACGUCUGGGUCUCGACCUGAGCAGGUAGUGGUUACCUCUGGGUCUAGACCCGAAGAAGAAGUGCCUGCGUCUGGGUCUGCACCGGAACAAGAAGGGUUCAAAUCUGAGACUAGUCCUGAGGCGGAAGUGCUUACGUCUGGGACUGCACCGGAACAGGAAGGGUUCACAACCCAGACUACGUCGGAGCCGGAAGUGCUUACGUCUGGGUCCGCACCGGAACAGGAUGUGUUCAAAUCCGAGACUACACCUGAAGAGGGAGUGUUCACCUCUGUGUCUGCACCGGAACAAGAAGGGCUCACAUCCCAGACUAUAUCAGAGCCGGAAGUGCUUACAUCUGGGUCUGCACCGGAACAGGAAGGGUUCACAUCCCCGACAACACCAGAGCCGGAAGUGCUUACGUCUGGGAUUGCACCAGAACAGGAUAUGUUCAAAUCCGAGACUACGCCCGACCAGGAAGUGCCUGCAACCGCCUCUGCGCCCGAACAGGAGGUGACCGGGUCUCGACCCGAAGAGGAAGUGGCUUCAUCUGGAGAAGAAGUGACCGCAUCACGACAGGACGCGACCCUGUCUCCACCUGAACCGGAAGCGACCGGAGAAGACCCCCCACAACCCGACACCAGCGGGGGGCUUGGAGCCGAAGAGCCGCUGGAGGCCCGGGUCCUGACGGCGGCGCUGGAGUUUGUGCCUCGUCUCGGCUGGUCGGCCGAGGCGAUCGCCGCCGGCGCGGAGGCGAUAGGUGUGUCCCCGGGCUCCUGCGCCGGUACGGCGGGGGAUCUCGUCCUGCACUUCGUGAGGAGGUGCAACGCGGAGCUGGCGGAGUCCCUGGCGGAGGAGGGGAGGAGAGCCGAGCCGGAGGAGCCGGAGGCCGUUGCCGAGUUCCUGCGGGUCGCCGUGGAGACCCGGCUCCGGAUGCUGAUCCCCUACAUCCACACCUGGCCACAGGCGGUGAGUCUCCUCCUCCUCCCUCAUCACCUCCCGGAGAGCCUCGCGCUCCUCUCCUCCCUCGUGGACGAGAUCUGGCGCCGCGCCGGCGACCGCUCCGCCGACGUGACCCGCCACGCCCGCCGGGCGGCGCUGGCCGGCAUCUACAACGCCACCGAGCUGGUGAUGCUCCAGGACUCCUCCCCCGGUUACCGGGACACCUGGCGCUUCCUCGGCAACCGCGUGCGGGACGUCGCCAAGAUGGCCGACGCCGCCAAUAAGGUGCAGUCCACGGGAGAGGCGGUGGCGCAGGGGAUCAUGGGAGCGGCGGCCACGCUGAGAAACCUCACAGGCCUGAACGAGCGCAGAUGAAAUCGGGUCGGGACCCUUUUGACCCUCUACCUCCACACCUCCGCCCUCCAUCCCUCCGUCUUCCAGACAGAACCGGCGAUACCUCACACCGGCGGGUCACGUGACCCGCUGAUCACGUGACCCGCGACCUGUUACCUCAAGAGAGCUCACCUGGGAUCACUUUGAAAACGACUCCCUCCUUCUCUCCCUCCCUCUCUCUCUCUCUCUCCCUCCCUCUC
This is a messenger RNA of Megalops cyprinoides (Indo-Pacific tarpon), 1770 nucleotides long. Its product is annotated as ubiquinone biosynthesis protein COQ9-B, mitochondrial-like. Gene Ontology annotation, cellular component: mitochondrial inner membrane. The transcript has 9 exons. Lineage: Eukaryota; Metazoa; Chordata; Actinopteri; Elopiformes; Megalopidae. Gene Ontology annotation, molecular function: lipid binding. The record is from RefSeq and is a predicted model, not a curated record. Bases 8 to 1552 code for a protein of 514 amino acids. Gene Ontology annotation, biological process: ubiquinone biosynthetic process.